Osmia lignaria (orchard mason bee) is the source of this 2107-nucleotide messenger RNA. RefSeq names its product Kynurenine 3-monooxygenase cn (gene cn). Gene Ontology annotation, cellular component: mitochondrial outer membrane. Gene Ontology annotation, molecular function: FAD binding; kynurenine 3-monooxygenase activity. Lineage: Eukaryota; Metazoa; Arthropoda; Insecta; Hymenoptera; Megachilidae. The record is from RefSeq and is a predicted model, not a curated record. Gene Ontology annotation, biological process: L-tryptophan catabolic process; quinolinate biosynthetic process.
UUCCUCGCGCCACCCCUGGCGAGCGACCGGCAGGACCUGGACUGGCUACCGGAACGCUUCCUCUCUUCCCCCUUGCAACAUUUUCAUAAUAUAGGAAUCAAAUUGGAGUUAUUGUGUGUCCGGGGUCCUAGUCUUCUUCGGGUGAAUUGGCUUCAGGGUAUUGAGAUUAUGGAAAUCAGUGGACACUAGGGUCCAAGGAUACCAAGACACCUUGAACCUCUUCACGGUGCACUGGCUUCACAAGUAAUCGCUCCGUCCUUGCCGCGCUGACAUUGCAGGGUGUACGAGUAUACAGCAGCGAAGAGUGAUUCUCAUUGACGUAGGGUUGCAACCCCCCAUUGUUAACCUCGGGUCCAUGUGUCAUCGGUUAGAAAUCUUGAUGGUCAAGGUCAGUAUUAACCAUUUUAGCUACCAAGUGUUCAACAACUAUUCUUCUCCUGAACACUUCCAAUCUACUGACAAGUGAAAGAGGAUAUAAAAGCGGAAAGUACUUGUACUGAAAAACUUGUAACAUAUGAAUCGUCGGUAGUUUUAUGGGUUGUUAAAAGAAGGAUUUGAUUUACGAUAUUUUGAUUGUAGUUCUUAGACUUUGGUACCCGAGCUUGUUGCUUCAGCAGCGAAGACAGACAAGCUUUAGGAGUUAUUAAACUGUUGCAGAGUUCAUAAUACACGAGUUCUCUCUAUCAGCAGACUGCUUUCGUCACAAAAAAGGUUGGAGCUUUGGCUGCCUGUUUCUUCGCGAAGAGGGGUCAUCGGGUAUCCGUCUACGAAUAUCGUCCAGACGUCAGGCAGGAGGAUACAUGGGGUCAGAGUAUCGACCUGGCACUCUCGGUCAGAGGUCGCGAAGCUUUAAGGGCAGUCGGCCUUGAAGAUACCUUGAUCGACCAUCAUGGCAUCCCAAUGCGUGGAAGAAUGAUUCACGACAAGGAUGGCAAUCUGAAAGAGAUCAUCUACGAUGGAAAAGGGAACUGUAUUUACUCGGUCAGCAGACGAUACCUGAACAUAGUUCUAUUGAAUGCCGCAGAGAAGUACCCGGAAGUGACCCUCCAUUUCAAUAAAAAGGUCAUAGACGCGAACCUGGAAACGGCGAAAUUUAAAAUACAAGAUACCAUCACUAAUGAAACGAAAGAAUUACAAGCUGAUUUGUUGAUCGGUGCUGAUGGUGCUUAUUCGAGGAUCAGGAAAAUAAUGACUAGGAGGCCACGGUUUGAUUAUAGUCAGACGUAUAUCGAGCAUGGAUACGUAGAAUUACACGUUCCUCCUGGAAAAAACAACCAGUUCGUGAUGAGCAACAAUCAUCUUCACAUCUGGCCCCGAGGAGAGUUCAUGAUGAUAGCUCUGCCGAACGACGAUCGCACCUUCACUGCUAAUUUAUUUGCACCCUUCGACACUUUGGAUAAACUGACGACACCACAGGCGCUUUUAGACUUCUGCGAGGAGCAAUUUCCGGAUUUGAUUAAACUGAUAAGUAAAGAGAAACUGGUGAAGGAUUACUUUGAGAGGGAACCUAAAGCUCUGAUAUCAGUUAAGUGCAAACCUUAUCAUGUUGGAAAAACCAGCCUCAUUAUCGGAGAUGCUGCUCAUGCUAUGGUGCCUUUUUACGCUCAGGGAAUGAACACGGGAUUCGAAGAUGUUCUCUUGCUCGAUGGAUUAAUGGAGCAUUACGAUUCCGACUUUAGCAAGGUUCUUCCGAAAUUCACUGAAUUACGAUGCGAUGAUGCCCAUGCAAUAUGUGAUCUUGCUAUGUACAAUUAUAUUGAGAUGAGAGAUUUAGUAAGAACGAAAUCAUUCCUUUUCCGCAAACACCUGGACAUGUUUCUUUACAAACACAUACCGGAUGUUUGGACACCUAUGUACAGUACUGUACAUUUCACACGAAUGCGAUUCCGCGAUUGCAUUAAGAACAGGGAAUGGCAGGACAGGAUAUUACGCAGGAUUGGUUGGUGCUUGGGUAUUUUAACCCUCGCGGUAGUAUUAGCCCCAUUCAUUCAGUUACGCACGGGAGAUAGUAUUCUAUAUUAAACAACGGAUGUGCAAUGUGCACAAUCACAGGGAUAUGUAAGUGUCUGCGUAUUGAUUUUUAUAAUAAAGUACAAUAUAAACUUAA